Messenger RNA from Amorphotheca resinae ATCC 22711, 2564 nucleotides. RefSeq lists its product as hypothetical. Gene Ontology annotation, cellular component: cortical endoplasmic reticulum. The record is from RefSeq and is a predicted model, not a curated record. Bases 197 to 2401 code for a protein of 734 amino acids. Gene Ontology annotation, biological process: chloride transmembrane transport. The transcript is spliced from 8 exons. Lineage: Eukaryota; Fungi; Ascomycota; Leotiomycetes; Helotiales; Amorphothecaceae. Gene Ontology annotation, molecular function: chloride channel activity.
GCGGUGGGUACAUUUUGGAGAUGCCUCCUUAACCUCCAAGCGACGUCAUAUCUUUGCGACACUCUCAGGUUGGGGACGAAAGAGGCAUUGGAAAACCCUCUCUCGUUGCUCUCCCCCACCUCUGCUCUUUUUUUUAACUUUGCUCUGUCUUCAUAUUUGAGGGGUUUCUGGUGAUUGAGCGACAACAGCCUACGACAUGGCGCCUGAGUACAAGAGCGGUCCUCCGGACAUCAACUUCGACGUCGACUAUGUGAUUGAUUAUCGCUUUGCAAAUACAGAGCAAGCUGAAGCCGAAGCCCAAUUCGUGAAACUCAUCAAAGCCCUUAACGACGUCGGAUUAGCUACUGAGGUUCGAAAUGGAGACAAUUGCUCCCUCCUUAUCUUUGUCAAGAGCGCCUCCGACACGCAUCUCAAGUCUCAGGUCUAUCAAUCACGAGUACAAGACUGGCUGUAUGGAAUUCGCACAACCGCCCUGCACAAAGACAUGCAGACACAAUUGGAUGAUGAGCCAGUGACCGAGGCGGAACGCUUGCGACUGGUAUAUUUAUUGAUCACAAAGCCCAGGAAUGAAGGCGGUGCUGGGAUCACACCCAAGACUGGAGAAUGGAAGGACGUUCAAUCUGUCUUUGCUCUCCACGACCAUAAAUUCAACAAAGCAUGGGUCGUGCAAUUGACGUCCAAGUACUUUCUGAGUGCGAAGGACGUAACGGAGAUCAAAGACAGAUUUGGAGAGAAGAUCGCGUUUUACUUCUCCUUCCUGCAGUUUUAUUUCUUAGCACUAACGUUUCCUGCUUUCUUCGGGUUUUGCUCUUGGGUACUCUUCCGUCAAUAUUCCCCUAUAUAUGCUCUCGUUAACUGCCUGUGGUGUAUUAUUUUUAUCGAGUAUUGGAAGAAACAAGAAGCAGACUUGGCAGUUCAAUGGGGAGUCCGGGGAGUGUCGAAGAUUCAGCGCAAACGGGCUGCGUUCCAGCAUGAGAGCGUGAUCAAUGAUCCCAUCACAGGCGAGGAGAUCAAGACCUACUCGCCUUGGAAAAGACUGGCACGCCAAUUGCUUCAAAUUCCAUUUGCUAUAGGAGCAACUCUGGCUCUGGGAAGCUUAAUUGCCGGAUGUUUCGCUAUUGAGAUAUUCAUAUCUGAAGUCUAUUCUGGCCCAUUCAAAUCUUAUCUGGCUUUCCUACCAACUGUUAUCUUGACUAUUUUCAUGCCGACGUUAACAGCUAUUUUGACCGAAUUCGCGUCUGAAUUGACAGAUCUAGAGAAUUAUGAGACCGCUGAUGCACAUGAGGCAGCUAUGGUCCAGAAGAUUUUCGUGCUCAAUUUUAUCACCUCAUAUCUUCCUAUCUUUCUUACGGCAUUUGUCUACGUGCCAUUCGCUCAAGCAAUCGUUCCUUAUUUGGAUAUAUUCCAAAUGGUUGUAAAGCCAUUCGCGGAAAACGAGAAGCAAAUGAGCACGCCAAAGGUUGGAUUCCAUAUCGAUCCUAGCCGACUCAAGAAGCAAGUCAUAUAUUUCACCGUUACUGCGCAGAUUGUCAACUUCGGGUUGGAAGUUGUUCUGCCGUACGUCAAACGUAAUGUGUUCAAGAAAGUGAAGGAAGUCCAGGCGGACAGAGCAGCAAAGCGAGCAGGAAACUCAAGCCCCACGGCCGAUGAUCACCCUGAGGAGACGCUUUUCUUGGCCCGAGUUAGGAAUGAAGCCGACCUUGAGGCUUAUGAUGUUACAACCGAUUUCAGGGAGAUGGUUAUCCAAUUUGGCUACUUGUCUCUUUUCUCAGUUAUCUGGCCCUUAACUGCUGUAUCGUUCUUAAUCAACAACUGGAUUGAACUCCGUGGCGAUGCCUUGAAAAUUGCCAUGGAAACCCAACGCCCUGUUCCUUGGAGAUCAGAUUCCAUUGGUCCUUGGCUUGAUUCCCUGGGAUUCCUCUCAUGGCUCGGUAGCUUGAGUAGCAGUGCUCUGGUUUACCUCUUCUGCCGAGAUGAUGGUCCAGAUGGAGCGCCAGGGGCCGUGAAGGGAUGGGCGCUUCUCUUGACCAUGUUCUUCUCAGAACAUAUCUACCUUGCUGUCCAACUCGCUGUCCGGACAGCUUUGAGCAAGAUCGAUAGCCCUGGACUACGGAAGGAGAGAGCUGAGAGAUAUGCCGCGAGAAAACAAUAUCUCCGAGAUAUCCAAGCACAAGAGGAGGCAGCCCACAAAGCGGCCAGCGGGGGAAUCUCCGAGGGGCAGAAGAUUAGUAGAAGUAUGCUGGAACAGGCAGCUAGAGAGUCGACAUUGCAUGGUCAUGGAACCCCCGAAGAGCGGUUCUGGCAAAGACAGCAGGGUCAGUCUGAGACUAUUAUCAUAGGAAAAGGCUAUAUUGCAAAGGCUAUGUCAAAGGACAAGAAGGAGUCGAAGAAGGAAUUAUAAUGACGGAUGAUCGUGAGGAUCGAUCUGGCAGAGAGUGUUGUGGGGCCGAGGCUACCUUAUCUUGGCGGGAGAAGGCUGUGAUCACGUGCGGCGCAGCGGGGUAAAUUCCGGGUCCAUAGGUCGACUACUUUUAAACUUCAAUUCGUCAAUCGACCUCAGAGAU